AUGCGUGAAACGUUUGGUUUAAAUUAUAGUAGAACGGUGACUGAAUGGACGGUGAGCUCGACGGAUAAACGGCUGCUAAAUGAAAGCAUUGAGCAGCAUCAGAUCUUCAAGGAAAGUCCUUCCAGCAGCUACCAGAGGACCGAGAUCAGUUCAAUAGAUGAGCAUGUCAAGGCAUUCACAAAAGACUUGGCCCAACAGAAGAGAACGAAGGAGGGCUUGGGCCCGGUUCUAGCAGGGCAGCGAGGUUCUGCCCACAGAACAGACAUGAAAAUGUCCGGAUUCAUCCGUCAACACAGAGGAACAACGGGGGGAGCUCUGCGGGGGUUCACCUUCACUGCCACGCUUAACGCCGCACCUGAACGAGGACCCCGCAUGAACAACACCUCCCAGCUGUCCUCCGGACCCACCCUGCUCUCGGGUAGCGGUAAAGGUCCCGGUGGCGUCAGCGUUGGUGGCGGCAGCAUCAUGGGAGGGGGCAUGAGACACAACAGCAGCCACCCUUCCUUCUCCCACUCCUUCCACAACCUGGCCCAGCUGCCGCCGUCCUACGAGUUGGCCAUGAAACCUGAGAUCAGCCGCUACAGCUCCUUGAAGAGGCUGGAGAAAGAACUUGACGAGUACUCCAGCUACUACAACUCCAAACGUCGCUCCAACAACGCUCCGCCCUCCUUCCACUCCUCGCAGCACCACCUGCCCUGGGGAGGCGAGUACACGCUGGGGUCCAGGGGCACGCUGCCCCUCCACGGCUCCCGGCCCCGCAUCCACAUGCCCGCCUCCACCCCGAACCCGUACCCGCUGCCCGCCCAGAGUCACUACACCAACUCGUCCUUCGACAGGCCGCCGCGCCGCGUCCGCUCCCAGGACCAGCUGCUCGCGCUCGGAGAGGGCAACACGCUGUCCCGCCUGUCCAAGAACCAGCAACACCAGUACUACAAAGCCAUGAUGAGCACCAGCAGGGGCUCCAACUCGCAGGCGCUCCCAGGGACGGGCGGAGGCCACCCCAACGCCCGGCGGAUGGCUUUCGCCAACAAGAGGCAGAACACCAUCGAACAGCUGCACUUCAUCCCCGGAGGAGGAGGAGGAGGAGGCGUGCAGGGACUGCGGACUGGGAGUAAGAACGAGGUGACAGUGUGAGAGGAAGAGGGAGGUAAAGAGAGGAAGAUUAAGAGUAGAGAGGUGAAGGCUGACGCUUGUAGAGAAGCUGGAGAGACAGACAGCAGAAAAGAGAGGUGGCGAGGCAUUUAGUGAGGAAGAUGAAGUGGAGAGAUGAGCAGGAAGAGGCGAGAUAACUAAAAGAGAUGAAGAGGUUUGAUCUCAGCUGGCUGCCUCACAGGGUGACACUCUGCCCCCCCUCCCCUUCAUUAAACAGAAAGUGGUGGAAGACAACACUAAUCUCGUACUGAGUAUAGCCAAUUGAUUUUCUCCCUGUCACUUUGUGUAUUGAGAAAGAAUAUUCAGCCAUUCUUUGUAAAGGAAAUACAGAAAUGUCCACUU
This is a messenger RNA of Morone saxatilis (striped sea-bass), 1494 nucleotides long. RefSeq lists its product as uncharacterized. The record is from RefSeq and is a predicted model, not a curated record. The transcript has 5 exons. Gene Ontology annotation, cellular component: postsynaptic density; postsynaptic membrane; dendritic spine membrane. The coding region runs from base 1 to 1134 and encodes 377 amino acids. NCBI's taxonomy places the organism in Eukaryota, Metazoa, Chordata, Actinopteri, Moronidae. Gene Ontology annotation, biological process: regulation of short-term neuronal synaptic plasticity; regulation of AMPA receptor activity.